This is a messenger RNA of Enterobius vermicularis (human pinworm), 444 nucleotides long. The record is from the annotation of a GenBank genome assembly. Lineage: Eukaryota; Metazoa; Nematoda; Chromadorea; Rhabditida; Oxyuridae.
UUGUGUGAAAGGCUGUCAAGAACCGAUGAAAAUCUUCCGCUUUUGCCUUUGAAAAACGAAUUUGAAUAUAAACAUGUCAAGCUACCUGUACGACCACUAAAUGUAAAAUUCAACAUCUAUCAAAGUGUAGUAGAUUUUUCAUUAGCAUUUCAAAGAAAAAAUUUUAGUGAAAAAAUAACAAUUACACUAGGAAUUGGAAAACUGAUUGAAGCGGAAGUGUUACUCAGAAAAGUUCUUCCUAAGCAUUGCGAAUUUUUUGGCGUAGAUCCUUCUGCACUUUAUAACAAAGCUUUAGUAGAGAGUUAUAAUGGUACCUUCUUUGAGGCAGCAAUUGGAGACAAAACCGAGGUCAAAAAUGCACUUAUUCUUACAGAUAAAGGAUAUAAAUUUUUACGUAUAAAGCAUGUUGCUCUUGAAGAGUUUUUAACUAAUACAGUCGGCAAA